Molecule: messenger RNA, 1831 nt
Organism: Amoebophrya sp. A120
Lineage: Eukaryota; Dinophyceae; Syndiniales; Amoebophryaceae
Source: the annotation of a GenBank genome assembly
AGCUCCGUACCUCGAGAAUAAAGAAAUAAAACAAUGACGAUCGCAGUCUCCCCUGAAGAAACUGCACGUGGGUCCCAAGACCGGGUUCCACCUGAUGGAAAAAAUUACUCUGCCGACAAGACGGGCGAGGAAGAGAAAUUCCGUUCGUACAACCUGCCGCAGGACGAUGAAAAAGCCGGCACUGCUGCUGGUGUGCCGGCGGGGAAUACGUCCUCGUCACAGAAAUCGAGUGCGGCGGGCUACAAUGCUGCCAUGGAAUCGAACCAGGACAGCCGCGUCCCGCUGUGCAUGCGGCUAAUCGACUGGAGCAAGCGGCCGGAGCCGUCCGACGGCGGGCCGGUCCAGGUCCGCGUGGAGUGUUUUUUCGGCAACUGGGAGGUCCGACCGGUGGACGGGAAGGAGCGGUUUUUUCUCACCGUGAAGCUGACCCUCUGGUGGACGGACGAGCGGUUCAUGAUCGGCUGCAAAAAGGCGUAUGAAGGCGAGCCCAUCAGUGAGGUCAAGCAGCGGUAUCGUAAAUUGUCCACGACGGAGAUCACCAACGCGGAUCUUCCCCUGGAUCAAGUCCUCGGAGACCAUUGGCCGUACGAAACCACGCCCACAAACAUUUGGCGGCCCGAGAUCUUUUCGCUCUACGUUUUGGAUGUGUUGAAGGUUCCAGAGAAUUACCAGGAGAUUCCAGUGACGUUCAUGAAGCCGGGCAAAUUCGGCACCGACGGGCUGUUACAGUGGCAAAUCGCGUUUGAGCCUCUGGACAUGGACAUGCUGCGCGACAGCAACGCUCUGAAAGUCUUCCCCUUCGAUUCCUUCCGGUGCGACUUCGGAAUUUGCUUGAGCGGCGAGACCCGACUUGAGUCCGCCGCGCAGAUCCGCCCGACGUUUCACAACGAGGACAAGGACGGGAAGGAAUACCACGUCCACUGGCGGUGCGCGUUGAACAACGGAGAAUUCUACAUUCACAGCAUGUCCUACGCGGAAGCCAUCCACGGCUCGCCGCUCAUCGAAAACCAGUCGUAUCGGGACCUAAUUUUUUCCCUGCACGUCGCGAGAGACCCCAGUUUCUACCUGUACAAGGGGCUUCUGCCACUUCUCGCGAUCACGUGUUUCGGGUUCCUCGGUUUCUUCCUCGAGACCGACGCGCUGGCCGACCGGCUGGCGCUCUAUUCCACCAUGUUCCUCACCUGUUUCGCGGUGCAGUGGAUCACGAUGGACCGGCUGCCCAGAGUGGCGUAUCUGACGGUUUUUGACGACAUCGUACUCGGCGUCGGAGCGGCGUUGUUCUUCAUGUCCUGUGGGGCCGGGGUCGCAAAAAUGUUGCAGCGGAAAUGGAACCGAGGCAACGGCGAAAACAAUGGCAUUGCCCACCCAGACGAUUUCGACUUCGCGUUCGGCGUGGCUCUGGGUGUGGUGUUUGUCCUCUACGUUAUCUACUGUCUUGGGUACAAGGUGAAGCGCGACCGGAAGAAAUACGGCAUGAGCCGGAAGCUCGGGUUUGAGUCGCUCUUCACGAUCCAAGAAGCAUACAGAAAAAGCUUUGAACAGGAACAAAAAGCAGGUGGCUCGCAACAGAAAUACGAGGAGGGAUUUAUCAUCGGAGAACGAAUGCCCGCGGAAAAAUUUUGAGAAAAAAAAUGUAAAUGGUAAUGAAUAUGAAGUUAUUUCAGAUGGGUGCGUGUGCGUCAAGCCGGCGUGGUCCAGCAUGAUACUGUUGUACUUCUACUUGAUUGUUUCGCUGUAUGGAUCUGACGUACGUAUUCGUUUCAAGAAAAGAUGAACUCUGAUAGAACAACGAGAAGGUGGUCUGUCUUAGUUUGCCAUUUCCGGAAUUCAU